AUGAUAAAGGAAUAUUCCGAGAGGCAUUCUGAUAUUAAAACAAAAGUAGAACUCAGACAACAGCGACAUUCCAAAUCCAAAAGGGCAAUUCCUUCAUAUUUAUCUCUGCUUCUCCAUGUAUUUCUCCUUCAAAUCUUCACACGUUUUCUCAGAUCACAGGAUUUUGGGACUCAAUUGAUCAACAUGGAUGUAGAUGCAGGAGCUACGUCAGCAGUUGACACUGAUAAUCAGCAAACGCCCGUUCUUCGUGGCCGGUCUAAAGCUAUACAUCAGUUCACACAACAAACUCUCCCAGCUUGUAAACCUGUUCUAACACCAGCAUGGGUCAUUGCAACAUUCUUUAUGAUGGGUGUACUUUUUAUCCCUGUUGGAUUAAUUUCUCUUCAUGCUUCACAAAGUGUUCAUGAAAUUGUAGACAGAUAUGAUGUUGAUUGUGUACCCGAUAAUUUCAAGAACAACAAGAUAGCUUAUAUCAAGAAUUCAUCAGUUUCAAAAAGUUGUCAUAGGUAUCUAAAGGCACACAAACAUAUGAAAGCUCCAAUUUACAUCUAUUAUCAACUUGAUAACUUUUACCAAAAUCACAGAAGGUAUGUGAAAAGUAAAAGUGAUGAUCAACUUCUACAUGGAUUAGGAUACAACAAAACAAGUUCAUGUGAACCUCAAGCAUUCGAUAAUGGUCUUCCAAUAGUUCCUUGUGGAUUGAUUGCAUGGAGUUUGUUUAACGACACAUUUUCAUUUUCACGUGGGACAAAAAAAUUGGAAAUUGAAAGAAAAAAUAUUGCAUGGAAGAGUGAUAGAGAACACAAAUUUGGCAACAAAGUUUAUCCAUUCAAUUUUCAAAAUGGAUCAUUGAUUGGUGGUGGAAAGCUUGAUACAACUAUCCCACUAAGUGAUCAAGAGGAUCUUAUUGUGUGGAUGCGAACUGCUGCUUUUCCAAGCUUCCGGAAGCUUUAUGGAAGAAUCGAAGAGGAUCUAGAAGAAGAUGACAUCAUCAUAGUACACCUCAAAAACAACUAUAAUACUUAUAGUUUUGGUGGAACAAAAACUCUUGUCCUUUCAACAUCAAGUUGGUUAGGUGGAAAGAAUAGUUUUCUAGGGGUGGCUUAUAUUUUUGUUGGCUCUUCUUCCAUACUCAUUGCCUUCAUCUUCUUGUUGCUUCAUGUAAAAAACCCAAGACCAUAUGGGGACACGAUGUAUGUUAGUGGUGGCAGGAAGGAUAUUUCUAGUUAAGAGUUAGUUUGCAUAUUUUAAAAAAGAUGAUGACAGUUUUUACAAAUUGCUGCUUGUCUCGGAUGAUACAUCUGAGUUGCUGCAUGUAAUUAUAAAAUUUUUUCUCCAAAGAGACUUUUGUUUCUCCUAUGUAAAGAGAUUUGCUAAUGCCACCUAGGCAGCCACAUAUACCAAUGGGCCCCACAUGAAGGAAUUAAAACGUUUCUCCAUUUAUCGUGGUGGUAUCUUUUGUUAUCUUCUUGUUGCUAAAUGUGGUAUUGUUGAAUACGUUGGAAGCAACAUGUUUAUGCUAUGAUGUUAUCAUUUUGCUAAGGUUAUAGUAGGAUUGUUUUUGCUUGUGAUUAGGUCAUUCUGUUUGUUACAUG
Messenger RNA from Lactuca virosa, 1595 nucleotides. Lineage: Eukaryota; Viridiplantae; Streptophyta; Magnoliopsida; Asterales; Asteraceae. The record is from the annotation of a GenBank genome assembly.